Messenger RNA from Botrytis porri, 1926 nucleotides. RefSeq lists its product as uncharacterized. NCBI's taxonomy places the organism in Eukaryota, Fungi, Ascomycota, Leotiomycetes, Helotiales, Sclerotiniaceae. Bases 1 to 1926 code for a protein of 641 amino acids. The record is from RefSeq and is a predicted model, not a curated record. The transcript is spliced from 5 exons.
AUGGCAGCAGUAACCAAUUCUGAUAUAUCAAGCGUGCCCACCAAGAUAGAGAUUGUUGACAAGUUAAAGGCAAGCAGUGGAAAUGUUACUACCACAUAUGGUCUUUCAGACCAAGUCACUCUUCUGCAACAUGAUUCCGCAUUUGCCUCAUUGAUUGGCGAAGCACCGUCGCAUGCACUCCUAUUUUCUACCGCUGGCUCGACCAACAACCCUUUCUUUCACGAAGCUUGUGUCCUGUUACCCGACCACGAUGAGCUUUAUGUCACAUCAAACCUCCUACAAGCUACUAGUUCCGCAAACUUCCCAACUAUUCUGAUAUCUAGAAUUAAGCUCCAUCGCAAUGACGACGGAAGUAUCAAAUCUGCUGAGUGGGCUAAAAUGCGUCCACCACCAGGCAUUGACAUGCCGAAUGGUGGUGUUAAUUAUCAAGAUGGUAUUCUAUUUUGUGCUCAAGGAAAUAGAAGCGCAGGCUCAGGUGGUAUUUAUCAUAUGCCCAGAUCUUCACCUCCGAAACCGAUGGUGACGAAUUUUCAUGGAAGACAAUUCAAUUCUGUGAAUGAUGUCGUGGUGGCUAAAGAUGGUAGCAUUUGGUUUACAGAUCCAUGUUAUGGAUGGGAGCAAGAUUUCCGAUCAAAGCCCAAACUGCCUUGCCAAGUAUAUAGAUUCAAUCCCAUUACGGGAGAUAUUAGAGUUGUAGCAGAUGGAUUUGGUAGACCAAAUGGAAUUGCUUUCUCACCGGAUGAGUCAUUGGUUUAUAUUACGGAUACAGAUCAGAUCCACGGAGAUGGAAAUGAGGAUUUGACGCGUCCUGCAACUAUCUAUGCUUUUGAUGUUCACAUGACAUCAGGCGCGCCCUUCCUCGCCAACCGAAGAGUUUUCACAUAUGCAAUCGACGGCUUCCCGGAUGGCAUCAAAUGUGAUGUUCACGGUAAUGUAUACUCUGGCUGCGGCGAUGGCGUUGAAGUCUGGAAUCCAGCCGGGACUUUGAUUGGUACUAUUUUAGUUCCUGGCGGCGUAGCAAACUUUUGCUUUGGAAAGAAUGGAGAAAUGUUCUUGUGCGCCGAACAGAGAUUUUGGAGAUUACAGUUGGCAAGCACUACAAAAGGCGCAUUACUCGAGAGCCAGCAGACUCAGCAAUCUGUUAUCCACAGCUUUCAAGACCCAUCUCCUCAAAUACACCAUAGUACCGAUCAUCCAAGCUACCAACAUUCAAACCACCAAUAUAGCAUCAAAACCCACGAUUCUCCCUCAUCGUACGCAGUCGAAGGUUAUGAUAUCCAAGAUCCCAGUACCCAAAACUUUGCGCAUAAUUCAAGACGAACCCUCUUCAACACACCCAUACAAAGACCUCGCAGCACCAGUAAUCCAGAACUUCAAUUCACUAUUCCCGGAAUUUCCACACCAGAGGAAAAUAACCCGAGAAGCCAGUCCGGAAACCAAGGCUCUUAUUCUAUUCACCGAAGAUGCAGUGAAGACCGUGACAUCAAUCUCGAGGGUCAGUAUUCCAGCACCCAAAACCCAAGGAAUCAUUCAAAGUACAAUGUAGACAACAAUCUUGCAGACAGACAUCGCAGAACCAGUGAUACCCACGAUCAACACUCUACUCUCUACCUCGAAGAUCAAGCAAAUGACUCACAGAGCACAUAUUCAACUACUCAAGACGCACAUCAAAACACAAACUCAGAACCAACCUGCGCGCUAACACAGAGACCGCGGCGCAGAAGCCAUCGAGGAAACGUAACCCCUCCAGCCAAGCCUCUAUGCAAUUCACAGGAUUACACAAUCGAUGAUAUGGAAAGCCAGCGUUUCAGAGCCCCAAGAUCACCUACUAUCACCAUCGACCUCGAUUUCUCUGGAGUUAUGCAGACGCUUCGAAGACCGAUAGAUUAUUUUGGAGGGAAUAAGGAGGAGAUGAAGGAGAUGUGA